CGCCGACGAGCAGAUGGGCGGGUAUGGCCGUCACCGCACCGCCUUCAAGCGCGGCGGCUGGGCGGGCUUGGGCGCCGAGCUCGCCGCGGACCGCGCACGGCUGUGGAAGCGCAACUUGGGGCGCGACGACCGUGUGGUGAGCGACCACGGGCGGGAGGCUCGGUACCCGUUCCUGGACGAGGAGGUCGUUGCGACGCUCGCCGCGACGCCCCUCCAUCUUCUCUGCGACCCGCGGCGGCCGCCGGGCGUCGGAGACAAGCUCGUGCUUCGCCUCCUCGCGCGCUCGAUCGGCCUCUCGCGCUGCGCCUCGCUGCAGAAGCGCGCCAUCCAGUUUGGCACCCGCAUCGCGAAUAAGAAUGUGAGCGGCACCGCGCUCCUCUCCCCCGACAUCGCGCUCGACGAGCUCGUCCACCCCAACGCAGCUCUCACCGCCGCAGAGGCCGCAUCGCCCGCCGCCGCUGCCCCUCCGCGCGGCAAGCCGCGCGAGUCCCUCGCCAAGCCGACCAAGCGCAGGGCGGGGGGCAGGCUGGCGGCAAAGUCGGCUGCGGCGGCCGCAGCGGUCGCGGCGGUCGCGGCGUAUGCGAGGUUGCCAGAGGGCGCGCCACGGGGUCCGCUCACGGCACUACCGCUUUCUCGCGUAUCGGGUCGAGUGAGCCGCGGCGCCACGCUUGCUGCGUUCGAGACGUUGCACCCGGACGGGCUGGCGGUCAAGCCUGUCUCGUGGGUCGUCGGCGAGGAGGGAUUGAGCAUGCUGCUCGGCGCGGGGACCGUCGAGGAGCGGCUGCUCCGGCUCGGUUUUGAGAAGCGAUGGAUCGAGCGCAGGCGAGCGGCCGGGGAGGCGUUUCGGCUGGCGCUCUUUCCCGCCGAGGCGGCCGAGCCGGCCACGUGGGACGGCAUCUUCAACGUGGUGCGUGAGACGUUCCCCGAGGCCGCGCCCAAGGUCCUCGCGCGGGCGGGCGAGCUCCGCGCGCUCCCCUUCGCCGAGCUGCAGGCGCGCGCGACGGCCGGCUACUUGCGCGGGGCGAGCUACUUCGAAGUCAACGAGGCGGCGAUGGCAGGCGCGUCGGAAGACUCUCGCUACCUCAGUACUGCGCGGCUCGCGUCAGAGCAGUGCGAGGGGCGUGUCGAGGAGGUGCGAGGCUGGCUGUACCAUGUGCUCGGACUCAGCGACCUCUUUGACGGCGCGGGCUCCACCGUGCUGCCCGACGGUCGCCGCGGGGUGGGCGAAUUCUUGAUUCGGAACCGGCGGGUCGCGGACUUCGGCGAGGCGUUCGCGUGGGUGGAGCUCACCCCUUGACAAGCUCGUAAAGAAUAGAUGUAUCUC
Emiliania huxleyi CCMP1516 is the source of this 1324-nucleotide messenger RNA. RefSeq lists its product as hypothetical. The record is from RefSeq and is a predicted model, not a curated record. NCBI's taxonomy places the organism in Eukaryota, Haptophyta, Isochrysidales, Noelaerhabdaceae. Bases 14 to 1297 code for a protein of 427 amino acids. Gene Ontology annotation, molecular function: asparagine synthase (glutamine-hydrolyzing) activity. The transcript has 6 exons.